GAGCCCGGAACGCACGAACGCCGUACGCCAAUCAACCUAAUGAGGGCGCGCUUUAUACAAAACUGAGAAAAAAGAUGAUUGAACAUUACACUGCCGCUGCCGACCUUGCGCUGCCGACCAAAACAGUUCGAUACGCAUCAACAAGUUACGUUCACGGGUACGGUAUAGUACCGAUGAGAGCAACAAUCUUCCAUGAAAAGUAGUCAAAAUUGAGCUGGCCAAUAUGGUGGAGAUGUCGCAGGAGUUUAUCUUCACUCUGGUAUAUCUGCUGAUCUGCAUGUGCCUUGUCUUUCCCCCCACCGAGGUGCGAUCAGCUGGAUUGACUCUUCAGAAUGUUCUGUCGGCAUGGCUGGGCAGCGAAGACAUGCAGUUGAUUCAGUACCACAUCAAGAAAUCCACAGCUGCAGCAGCACUCCACUCUGCGCUACCCUUGGGUUACUUUGUUGGUCUUGGAUUUGCUUGUCCCAAACUGGACCUGUUUCUAAUCCAUGAACUGGGUCUGUGGUGGCAGACAUACCUAGUUGCCUCGACAGCCAUUUGGCUGUCCACUUGGCUACUCUGCUAUUAUUGGUCCAGGAACAAAUGGGGCAACCAUCCCAUAGCCAAGGCCCUGCAUUUCCAAGGCAACAACAGCGCAUGGACUCACGUGGCUGCAAGGAUCAAUCAAGAGUUCCGACGCAUUGACAAAUUCACCACAGGGCCACCAGACAUGCGUGUGAUUGUCACAGACUCAUGGGUAAUGAAAACCUGGGCCUACGGUCUCAAUGUGGCUUACCAGCCAGACUGCCACUUGAAUCUGUUAUGGACGGAGGAACAUGCCAUAUCACAUGAGAGCAGGGCUGGGGUUCAGUACUUGGCCAUGCAAGUCAUCAGUGCCAAUGCCCACAUCAAACCUUUUGAAAUCAGAUUACUGUCGUCAGAUUACAAGGACCUACGGGAUAAGCUGACGGUCCCUGUGGUCAAUGCCCGCAAUGUAGUCAUUCAGCAGACACUUACGGAUCGCUUCCUAGAGGCAUUCAGACAACAGGUGCACCGUAAUCCCCCUUUUGUUCCAGCCCCUGGAUCACUGGCUCCAGACAACUGCAUUGGUUGCCUUCAGACCCGUUCCAAUGUCAAGCUGGUCAAGCUGUGCGAGGAGGGGCAAGGAGGCGACUGUGUCCAGUGCUUCUGUCGUCCCAUGUGGUGCCUGGAGUGCAUGUGCAAGUGGUUUGCUAGUCGGCAGAACCAGAGCCAGCCAGAGUCCUGGCUAGGCAGCAAGUCACCUUGCCCGACCUGCCGCUCAAAAUUCUGCAUGCUGGAUGUCUGCUUCAUUCCAUCAGUGCAAUGAUGCUAUGAACCAGUCUUAAUAUCAGAGUUGUAAUUGAGUCAAUCACAAGGAAAAGGACGUGAAUAAUGACAAAGGAAGCCUUUGUCACAGUUCAUAUGAAUAGAUUGUCUCUGGACUUGAAACUGGAUGCCACCGAUUGACUUGAGAUUUGAGAUCAACUUAUGCAACUGGCAAGCACGCCCUUGUCACUUUAAACAAACUUGGAUAAUAGAUUAGAAAUUGACACUUCUGGUUAGACUGUGCUGACACGCUUCUCAGAGUGCACAAUUUGUAUAAAGACUUCCUUACAUGUGGCUAAAUCUGUGCCUAUACAUAAACUGAAAUCUUUGGAAAGCUUUUUAACCUCAAUUACCUUGAAGUAUUUAUGUGCUGUUUCGAAACAAAACAAGAACAAGCUGGCAAUGCUGCCAGUGUGUGGCCGCUACGGGCAUUUUGGUUCAGUCGGCUAUGAUCACUAAAUAGUUAAACAGGAAUUUGCAUAAAAAAACACUGUACUACAUAUUUAGCCUUGUAAGCAUAUCAACUCCACACACCACUUUGUCCCAGUAUAGCUUUGCAAUAAGGGCAAGCGAGGUGCAUUUUUUCAUUGGUCCACAAGCACUGUUCAUCUGUUGACCCUGUGGAGUAGGUGCAUGUGUACCGGGCAUGGAGAGGCUUUGCCCAACAAAUGGUUGGCCCUCUGUAGGUGAGCUGUUGCCAUGCGGGUUCUUGUGCCUUGGCUGGACCGCAUUAAUAGGAAGUCGGUAGGGAAAUGUGAACCAAAUUGAGGGGACUUUUGCCUGGCCCCAGAACGUUUUAGUUUGGUCCCCAUACAAUGGAUGUGGUUCUAACAACUAUGGAACAAGUAAGGAUUUGCUUUGACAUGCUAAGAUGUAUAUUGGGAACUUGUCUUGCAUUUAAACAUUACAGUUACAGAUGUUUUAUAAUAAUAAUAAUAAUAACGGCAAUUUAUUCCGCGCUGGUAUCCGCCAUAAAUGACGCUCGUGGCGCAAUACAAAAAUUAUAUCAAAUCAGAAAUAACAAAACAAUUAAAUUUAACUUGACAAGAAUAUUCUGAGUGGUCUGAAACAAAUAUCUUCAGGGCAACUUUUAAUUCAGAAAGCGAUGAGAUAUUGCGAAUGGCGAGGGGUAGUUUGUUCCAAAGAUGAGGACCUGCGUAAGAAAAUGAUCGAUCACCCCAAGAUUUGUGAGUGUGAGGGACAACCAGCAAAGAAGCAUCAGAAGAUCUCAAUCGCCUGGAUGGAGUUAAUAGGUCUAUGUUGUAUUCAGGAGCUGAAUCAUGCAGGCAAUAAAAAACAAGCAGUAACAGUUUGUACUUAAUUUGGUCAGCAACAGGGAGCCAAUGCAGAGACUGCAAAAUCGGGGUGAUAUGGGUUCUAGAGGGUGUCAGGGUCACAAUUCGAGCAGCAGAAUUUUGGAGUCUUUGUAAGCGAGCAAAUUGGUUACGGGGAAGCUGAUACAACAGGGAAUUACAAAAAUCCAGCCGAGAUGAAAUGAGGGCGUGAACAAGUUUCUCUGUUGCUGAGCGGGUUAGAUACUUCCGAAUUAAACCCAAGUUACGAAGUUGAAAUCUUACAGAUUUACAUGUGUUAGAAACAUGAUGAGACAUUGACAUAAGUGAGUCAAAGGUGACUCCCAGAUUUCGACAAGUCGCCGACAAAUUAACAGGCGAAUUGUGGAUGGCGAAACCAUGGACAUUGAUCUUGGCAAGUUGUGACUUUGACCCAAACAUUAUAAGUUCAGAUUUAUCAGUGUUGAGUUUAAGAGAAUUAGAACUCAUCCAUGCACUGACAUCAUUGAUGCAUGAUUCAAUUUUCUGGAGAGUCUGGAGAGGCGUGAUGUGGUGCAAAUGGCACAAAGAGUUGAACAUCAUCAGCAUAGCAGUGGUAACUGAUAUAUGAGAUUCCAAGACAUGUUUCAGACCACUGAGAUAGAUGGUAAACAACAAUGGCCCACUGACAGAUCCCUGGGGAACUCCAUGUUACAGUUCAACUAUAUGGGAUCUGGCGUUACUGAUACAUACCAGCUGAUGACGAUCACCCAAGUAUGACUUGAACCAAGCAAGAGCACGAUCACAACUACCAAAAGAUGACAUAAUGUUUGCAAGUAUGUCGUAGUUGACCGUGUUGAACGCUGCGGAUAAGUCCAGAAGAACGACUGCUGUAAGUCUACCGACAUCCAUUUCUGACAAAAUGUGGUUAGAUAAAUUAACUAUCGGGGUCUCAACGCUAUGAUUGGCACGGUAUGCAGACUGACCAUUAUCAUACAAAUUGAUAGAUUGUAAAAUAUCAUACAAAUUGAUAGAUUGUAAAUGAAGUUCAUGUGCAUUAAAUGGUUUGUACAUGUAUUAUUUCAUUUCAACAAA
Molecule: messenger RNA, 3692 nt
Organism: Patiria miniata (bat star)
Lineage: Eukaryota; Metazoa; Echinodermata; Asteroidea; Valvatida; Asterinidae
Gene: tmem129
Product: E3 ubiquitin-protein ligase TM129-like
Exons: 5
Coding region: 224-1327 (367 amino acids)
Biological process (GO): protein ubiquitination
Cellular component (GO): membrane; endoplasmic reticulum
Molecular function (GO): ubiquitin protein ligase activity
Source: RefSeq, a predicted model, not a curated record